UAAUAUCUUAAAAUUCAAAAAUAUAAUUACGCAAAAUUUUCGGUAUAAUGUCGGAAUCAAAAUCAAAGGCGGAACCUCCGCCUAGUCAAAAACAAAUGCCAAAUGCUUUAAAAUUCUUUUUUGGCGGUCUAGCAGGAAUAUGUGGUGCUAUUAUUGUACAACCGUUUGAUGUUGUAAAAACUCGAAUGCAGGUUUCGGUAACAUCGAGUGGAAAGAACGAAUUUAAUAGUUCUUUCCAUUGUGCUCAGACUAUAUUUGCCUCGGAAGGAGUAUUGGGGUUAUACCGAGGGUUAAGUGCAGCAAUUCUAAGACAAGCUACUUACACUACUACCAGAUUGGGAAUAUAUACAUAUUUGAAUGGUCAGUAUGAAAAAACAUAUGAAAGCAAACCGACUGUCUUAGCAAGCAUGCUUAUUGGCGUCGUUGCUGGAUCCAUUGGUGCUAUGGUAGGAACUCCGACUGAAGUUGCAUUAAUUCGUAUGCAAGCGGAUGGUCGCUUACCACCAGCAGAACGGAGAAAUUAUACUAAUGUAUUUAAUGCACUAUCUCGAGUAAUUAAAGAGGAAGGCGUUGCAUCCUUAUAUCGUGGCUGUUUUCCUACAACUGUUCGAGCUGCAAUUGUGAAUGUGUCACAGUUGGCAUCGUAUACACAGUUUAAAAUGUUCUUCAAUAAGCAGUUAAAUAUGCCCGAUGGUUUUAAAGUGCAAUUCGCUUCAAGCAUGCUUUCUGGCUUACUUACAACUUUAACUUCCAUGCCAAUGGAUAUGGCUAAGACACGUAUACAAAGCAUGAAAAUUGUUGACGGUAAAGCUGAAUAUUCAGGAUCUCUUGAUGUUCUGCUAAAAGUUGUAAGAAAAGAAGGUGUUUUCGCUCCUUGGAAAGGAAUAACACCAUAUUUUCUACGUUUGGGGCAACAUACAAUUUACACUCUUUUGUUUCUGGAACAAUUUACUCGCAUGUACUACAAAUAUGUUCUGGGUGAUGAUAAAAGAACCGGUCUUUAAUAGCAUUUGGCUACAAUUUAUUUUGGAAACUUUUAAAAAUAUAUUUUUGAAAUUCUUCGUAUU
Messenger RNA from Teleopsis dalmanni, 1067 nucleotides. RefSeq names its product mitochondrial 2-oxoglutarate/malate carrier protein-like. The transcript has a single exon. NCBI's taxonomy places the organism in Eukaryota, Metazoa, Arthropoda, Insecta, Diptera, Diopsidae. Bases 48 to 1004 code for a protein of 318 amino acids. Gene Ontology annotation, molecular function: succinate transmembrane transporter activity; oxaloacetate transmembrane transporter activity; thiosulfate transmembrane transporter activity. The record is from RefSeq and is a predicted model, not a curated record. Gene Ontology annotation, biological process: malate transmembrane transport; thiosulfate transport; oxaloacetate transport.